CCGUCAGUCAGAUCAUGACGGUGUUUGUUUGUUUUCUAAUCAAGACGGAAUUUUACCUGCGUUUUUGUAAAUAAGAAUUAUAUAUUUUACUCUUAUAUAUAAAUUGGGAAUGACUUCAAAAGUGUAUGCUUAGCCGCACGCUAACGAUAUGUAGUUAAAAAAAAUAAAGUAAAGUAGUCUUUAUUGGAACAAUGUCGAUAUAAUAUAUACCUGGGUAAAUUAUUCAUUCAUAUAAUCAUGGAAUUCUAAUUAUUUAACAUUUUUAAAAAUAAUUAAUUUUGUGAAGGAUAAAACCUCGCUUUGUGAUUGGUUAAAAAGCCCCGGGUCGCUGAGGAAGCGCCGCGCAAGGCAUUGUGGGAAGGAGGCGAGUUCUUCGUGCUAACUCCUCCAGGCCACACAAAGCACUAGAGUGCCGAAUAAAUUCAGCGAAUACAAUUAAACUAAUCAAAAGAAACGGAUAAAAAUAAUUAAAUAAAAGUUUUUUUGUUGUUUAAAAAGUGAAUUUGUAUGACUCAGACGCGCGAUGCCGAAUUUCUGCGCGGCGCUGCACUGUUCCCGGAUGAGCUCACACUCCGUGCUGGCUUUCUUCAGGUUUCCGCGGGAUCCCGAGAGGUGUAGGAAGUGGGUGGAAAACUGCAGUCGGUCAGAUCUGAGAGAUAAAACUCCAGAACACCUGAACAAGUACCACAGACUGUGUGCCAGACACUUCGAACCUGAUCUGAUCUUAAAAACCAGUCCGUUCAGGACAGUUCUAAAGGACACGGCGAUACCCACCAUCUUCGACCAUCCCAACCGCAAACGGACAAAUGAAAAGCAGGAGGCAGAUAACGCACUGCAGGUGAAAGUGCAGAAAGUGGAAGAGAGUCAGGACAAGGAUGCGGAAAACGCUGCGGAAAGUGCUAACGGACAAGAGCCUCCUGAGGAACCGCAGGUCCCGGAUAAGGAGCGGGAUCAGCGCGAGUACCUCCGCUCCCUGUUCGACGUCGUGGUCAUGAUGGGGCGCCAGAACAUCCCCCUGCAGGGCCACUCUGACCGAGAGCCGAGGAGCAAAGCCUUCACCCCGAGCAACUUCCAGGCGCUGCUGGAGUUCCGCAUCAACGCCGGUGACGACGCACUCCGGAGGCGUUUUGAGAGCUCGCCCACCAGUUUGGAGUUCUGCUCGUCCACGGAGCUGCCCCAGAUCCUGGAGGUGGGCGAGAAGUGCGUUUGCGAGGAGCUGAUCUCCGAGGUCAAGGAGGCCCGCUUUUUUUCCCUGGUCAUGGAAAAUGUGGUGGAGAUCAGCGAGGACAGCAGACUUCCCACGUUCAUCCGCUUCGUGGAUCAGAACAACUGCUUGCGCGAGGAGUUUUUAGGAUUCCUGCUCUUCGAAGGAGAUGUCGAUAGCAUCGCAGAAAACCUCCUUGCCGAAAUAAUCGGGAAAAACGGGCUGAACAUGGAGGACUGCAGAGGCCAGGCGUACUUUAGCACCGGCGUCAACGCCGCCAAAGUAAAAGCCGUCGCUAUGAAACUGAGCCAGCGCUAUCCAUUAGCCGUGCUCACGCCCAGCUCCGGCCACGCCCUGAACAUCAGUCUGGCCCACAGCAUGGACCUGACGAGUGUGCAUCUGGUCAUGUCAACCCUAAAGAAGUUGGACGCCUUCUUCAGCAGGUCUCCUCUCCUCCUGGAUCAGCUGACGAGUGCAAUCUCGAUUUAUUACCAGGGGAACGAAGACAAGGCGAACCUGCUCAAGCAGACGUGUCGCACCGACUGGACACAGCAGCACGACGUCUUCGAGGUGGCCGUCGACCUACUCGAGUCCCUGCUGCUCUGCAUGGACAGUGUCCACGACAACGAGGAGCUGAAGUGGAGCGAUGAGAUCGCGCACGAGGCCUUCGUCGUCUCCGAGGCGCUGGCGGACUUCGAGUUUGUGAUGGCGCUUGUGGUCUUGAAGAACACGCUCUCGUUUUCCAGGGCGUUCGGGAAGAACCUGCAGGGACAAACCAGCGAGGCCUUCUUCGCCGCCAACAGCUUGACGGCUGUCCUGCACUCUCUCAACGAGAUCCUCGAGAACAUCGAGGUUUAUCACGAGUUCUGGUUCGAGGAGGCCAUCAACCUCGCCGCCGCCUUGGAGAUUCCCGUCAAAAUCCCCAGGCUCUUCUUUAGGAAGCAGCGCGCCGACGCUGGAGACGAGAUCCAGCCCGAGACGUACUACAAGGUCCAUCUGACGUACCCGGUCGUCACUCAGGUCAUCAGGGAGCUGAGUGAGUUCUUCUCUGAGAAUCACCUUAACGCGCUCAGGUCCCUGUCGCUCGUCCCGGCGAUCAUGUCGCAGCUGAAGUUCAACACGGAGGAGAAUAGCACUGACAUCUACAAGGAUGACCUUCCCAAUCCGGAGACUCUUCCCACCGAGCUCAACUGCUGGAAGAUCAAGUGGAAGCAUGGCGCCAAGAACGUCACGCUGCCCUCCACCAUCUAUGAGACGCUCCAGCUGUCUGACGUUAAGUUCUUUCCCAACGUCUGCGCACUCCUUAAGGUCCUUCACUGCCUCCCGGUGCUGUCACUCGCGGACGAGAAGGGCGGCGAGGCGAGGAGGCGUCUGACGGCGUACCUGCAGGACACGCCCCCCAGGCACAGACAGAAGAGCCUGGCACUGUUCAGCAUCAAUUGUGAGGCGAGAGUGGAUGUGGACCUGAUGGUUGAGGCGUAUCUUGCCACGUAUCCCGACAAAGAGACAACGGAGGAACCUGCGUGAUUAACACUAGCAUGUGACGCGCCAGAAACAUGAAUUAGCGCUCCAUGUUUGUUUGGCCAUCAAUUUAGCAGCUUGACCGCCCUUGUUGCCAUAGCAACACCUGAGUUUAUGUCGCGUUUGAUCGGCCGAUCACAACUACGUUUUUAUGAUGUCAUCACUGGGCGUCGGCUUUAAAUAUUCUCAGUGUGAUGAAAUGAUUAGUGAUUAUAAUUGAAAUUUCUUCCUUCUUUUUCUUUUCUUUUUUGACUCUUGUAUAUUACGAGAGAACACCUCUCUGUUCUACUCUUAGAUUUCUUUUCUAAACUGUUCAUUCAUUCUUUCCAAGUCUAUUACUUUUCUUAACCUUCUUUUUUCUCUUUCCUGUUACAUAACCCACCUAAACUAUUCUUUCCUUCUUCCUGUCUUUUUUUUAAACUUCUGUUCUUAGGUUUUUACUUAAACAUUUAUUUUUCUUUCUUUCUUUUUUUUCUAAAUUUUUUUUUUUAGAUGUUUCUCUAUUCUCUUUUCCUUCCAUUUUAUUUGUCCCUACCAAGUGUUUUCUAUGUUCUCAGGUAGACGUGUCCAGCCGAGCCGAUCUUAGCGUUUUUUACCAAACACCUCAUACUCACAUGAUCUUUCUUAUUGGUUUCUCAAAUUUAAAUUAAGCUCUGCCCACAUGAACGCUGCACAAAAAUGUACUUCUCCCUCUUCCUUACUGUCAGAUUUUAGGUUUCCUCUUUUCUUCAUUGUGUGUGUGUGUGUGUGUGUGUGUGUGUGUGCGCGCGCGCGCGAGAGAGAGAGAGAGAGAGAGAGAGAGAUCAAGGUGUAAUGGAAAUUAAUCAAACUGUGUGUAAUAAAGUUAUGUUUCUGAUCUCAGCAGCUUGUAAAAACAUUUUGCUUUUUGCUCCCUCAUUAGGAAAAGAAAAAUAUACAUAUAAAUAUUUUUAUUUUAGACAUCACUAUAUGUAAGCGUACACACUUGUGCCAUGAAAUCCCUGUGCCACUUCAGAGACAGGAAAGUGUGUGUUAGUAAUCUACUCAAUACCUGAAUUCCUUGGUUAUGUUUCUGCUAUAUAUAUUUUUUUGCCCCCCCCCCCCCAAGGUUUUUUACUAAACUCACCUGAAGCGUUUGAGUAAUAAAGUUGUCACAUGUCUGUUUUUUUUUUUUUUUUUUUAUGAAUAUAAAGGUGUUGCAUUAUAAACUAAUAAACGAGUCUGUGAACACUGCCUUAUAAAAAGGAGUAUAUUUGGUUAUUACUCUUAAUCUUUCACAUCAUCUCUGUUCUUCUCCUGCUUUCAGAUGCUCCUGUAAGGGGUCGCCACAGCAGACCAUUUCUCCCCAUAUAACUCUGACUUCUCCAUCUAUCCCUGACACUUCAACCUCCUGCAUGUCCUCCUUCACCGUAAACCUCUUUUGGGCCUUCUUCUUCUCCUGCCUCUCAGCUCCAUCUCUAACACUCCUUCCAAUACACCCCUCGUGCCUCCUCUUCACAUGUCCAAAUCAUCUUAAUCUGGCCUCUCUAACUUUGUCCCCAAACUGUCCUAUCUGCACUUCCUCUAAUAUACUUAUUUCUAAACCUGUCUGUUCUUGUCACUUCCAAAGCAAA
Molecule: messenger RNA, 4317 nt
Organism: Clarias gariepinus (North African catfish)
Lineage: Eukaryota; Metazoa; Chordata; Actinopteri; Siluriformes; Clariidae
Gene: thap12a
Product: THAP domain containing 12a
Exons: 5
Coding region: 524-2731 (735 amino acids)
Source: RefSeq, a predicted model, not a curated record